This is a messenger RNA of Cetraspora pellucida, 891 nucleotides long. The record is from the annotation of a GenBank genome assembly. NCBI's taxonomy places the organism in Eukaryota, Fungi, Glomeromycota, Glomeromycetes, Diversisporales, Gigasporaceae.
AUGUCUGCGCCUAGCCUCAUGCGAAAUAAAAUACUCGUAUUAGGUCGUCGAGGUGAUAUUUCUAAGGACUUCGAGGAUCACGCAGGGAAGCGAGUUCCGUGGAAAAUAGCAACUAAAUAUUAUACAGCACAAGUAGAAUUCUGGAUUGAUGAAACGGUUCAAAAAGAUUUAGCAGAUGCUGAAGUGAUCAAGGGGUAUGAGAAUGAAGAGAGUGGCAUCGGUAAUGUUGUUGAUGCGAUUUUAUUUGUAUUUAGAAAAGAUCAGCCGUCAACAUUCGAUGAUAUUCACGUGUAUCUGCCAUUUAUACGAAUAUAUGAGCCUUCGAUAAUUCUUGCAAUUGGUACGGGUAAGAUUGAUGCAAAUAAAUCACAUGAGGAUGAAGACGCAUUCGAAAAUUGGUGUUUAGAAAACGGAUUCGAAUAUGUCGAUGCGGAAGAAGAAGAACAAGAGAAUGGUGAACGUGUCGGCCUAAAUCGAAUUCUGGAAGCUUUACAAUCAAAUAUGUGGGAAGGAAUGGUUCGCGAACCUCUUAAUGACAAUGAUUCACAUUUAGAGGAACACGAAAACUACCAAGAGUUGUCCAUCACACAACUGAAACUUGACCAAAAAAAUGCAAAAAAUGAUAUGAUGUCACCAUUACAUGACUACAACUCAGCACCCUUCGAUAAUGAUGAUGUUGAAUUCUUUAAAGAUGUAUUACCUUCUCAAAAAGAAAUAGAAUCUAUGUAUAACCACAUUUUUGAUGACUUUGACGAUGAAGAUGGACUAGACAAAGUUCUUACUAGAUUGAAUUCGUUGCGAGAACGCGGCAAGACCCUAUCGGAUAAAGAGCGGAGAAAGUUGGCUGCAAGCGUAGCAUGUUCUUUUGGGUUGCAUGUGGGAGAAAAGUGA